Molecule: messenger RNA, 1287 nt
Organism: Chrysochloris asiatica (Cape golden mole)
Lineage: Eukaryota; Metazoa; Chordata; Mammalia; Afrosoricida; Chrysochloridae
Gene: IKBKG
Product: inhibitor of kappa light polypeptide gene enhancer in B-cells, kinase gamma
Exons: 9
Coding region: 7-1287 (426 amino acids)
Biological process (GO): positive regulation of canonical NF-kappaB signal transduction
Cellular component (GO): IkappaB kinase complex; cytoplasm; nucleus
Molecular function (GO): K63-linked polyubiquitin modification-dependent protein binding
Source: RefSeq, a predicted model, not a curated record
UCUUGGAUGAACAGGCAUCUCCGGAAGAAUCCGCUUUGUGAGAUGGUGCAGCCCACGGGUGGUCCAGCAGGGGACCAGGACGUGCUGGCUGACGAGUCUUCUCUGGGCAAGCCCACCAUGCUCCACCUGCCUUCGGAGCAGAGCGUCCCUGAGACCCUGCAGCGCUGUCUGGAGGAGAAGCAGGAACUCCGAGAUGCCAUCCGGCAGAGUAACCAGAUGCUCCGAGAGCGCUGUGAGGAGCUGCUGCAUUUCCAGGCCAGCCAGAGAGAGGAGAAGGCGUUCCUCCUGCAGAGGUUCCAGGAGGCGCGGCAGCUGGUGGAGAAGCUGAACGGGGAGAAGCUGGAGCUGAAGAGGCAGAGGGAGCAGGCCCUGCGUGAGGUGGAGCACCUCAAGAGAUGCCAGCAGCAGAUGGCUGAGGACAAGGCCUCAGUGAAAGCCCAGGUGACGUCCCUGCUAGGGGAACUGCAGGAGAGUCAGAGCCGCUUGGAGGCCGCCAACAAAGAGCGACAGGCUCUGGAGGGCAGGGCCCGGACAGCCAGCGAGCAGGCCAGGCAGCUGGAGAGUGAGCGGGAAGCGCUGCAGCAACAGCACAGUGUGCAGGUGGACCAGCUGCGCAUGCAGAGCCAGAGCAUGGAGACCGCGCUGCGCAUGGAGCGCCAGGCCGCCUCCGAGGAGAAGCGGAAGCUGGCCCAGUUACAGGGGGCUUUUCACCAGCUCUUCCAAGACUAUGACAGUCACAUCAAGAACAGCAUGGCCAGCAGUGAGCGAAACCGAGGCAUCCAGCUGGAGGAUGUGAAGCAGCAGCUACAGCAGGCCGAGGAAGCCUUGGUGGCUAAGCAGGAGCUGAUCGACAAGCUCAAGGAGGAGGCUGAGCAGCACAAGACAGUGAUGGAGACAGUCCCUGUGCUCCGGGCCCAGGCGGAGAUCUACAAGGCGGACUUCCUGGCUGAGAGGCAUGCUCGGGAGCAGCUGGCCGAGAAGAAGGAGACGCUGCAGGAGCAAAUGGAGCAGCUGCAGAAGGCCUACAGCAGGCUGAAGGCCAGCUCGCAGGAGGCCACCAGGGCUCAGAUUGAGGACAUGCGGAAGCGGCACGUCGAGGUCUCCCCUCCUCCCCUACCCCCUCAGCAGGUACAGGUCCCCUCCAUCAACGGAUGCUUGUUUUUUUUCCCAGCUCAUCACCCCUUUUACCCCCCCGAGGAGCCGCCCGAUUUCUGUUGUCCCAAGUGCCAGUAUCAAGCUCCGGAUAUCGACACCCUGCAGAUACACGUCAUGGAGUGCAUUGAAUAG